AUACAAUUUCUUUCUCGUUAAAGGACAAGUUGACUUCCCUCAGUCGGUGUAUUUUUGCUCAGACACGGUUACUUUUCUAUGUAAGCUAACCUGUUUGUUUAAGGAUCUUUAUAAUCCCCGACACACGUGAAGUAUUCUGCCUCGUUAGAUUUUGUUUGCCUGCACGGACGACUGUGGCUAAAACUGUUAAAUUUCAGCUGAGCUCAAAAGAGUUAUAUUUAAUAAAGUAUUCAGUCACAAUAUUGAAGGCAUGAAUAAGCGAGACGGUGAAGGAUCUUCCCGCAAAAAUGUUGAUUCAGCGCAGGAACAGGAUAUGAGCACCAACUCUUCCUCAUCUGUCAUUGCUGCCUUCAGAGUUUUCCAGCAGGAGCUUGACACCAAACACGACAAAUAUGAGCGUCUUGUUAAGAUCAGUCGAGACGUCACAAUUGAAAGCAAGAGGACCAUUUUUCUUUUGCAUAGAAUGACCAAUGUACCAGAUCCAGAGGAUGUUUUGAACGAUGCAGAGGUAAAACUGGAUGGAGUCAGACAAAAGAUCGGUCAAAUUGCUGAAGAGCUGAGAGGAGAGGACAUUUUUCAGUUUCACAGAGCCUUCACUCCAGGGAUUCAGGAAUACGUGGAGGCCGUCUCGUUCCUGCACUACAUCCGCCAUCGCAGCCUCAUCAGCCUGGAGGAAAUCAACGCCAGACUGGUGUUCAUGAGAACAGAGAAAGCAGAUGCGAAGGGCUCAGCUGAAGGCCAGCCGCUGGGCACCCAGGUCCUGACCUUCCAGGUGACGCCGUCUGACUACCUGCUGGGCGUGGCCGACCUGACGGGGGAGCUGAUGCGGAUGUGCAUCAGCAGCGUGGGCAACGGCGAUAUUGACACGCCCUUCCAGCUGAGCCAGUUCCUGCGCCAGAUCCACGACGGCUUCUCCUACAUCGGGAACACGGGCCCGUACGAGGUGUCCAAGAAGCUGCACACGCUGAGACAGAGCCUGGGAAAAGUAGAAGACGCCUGCUACACCCUGCGAGUCCGCGGCUCAGAGAUCCCAAAACACAUGCUGGCUGACGUGUUCUCCAGCCGGACCACACUCAUCGACCCAGAGGAAGGAGUUGUUUAAUCCUGCGCCGCUUCGACUACACCUGUGACGUUCUCUGUGGUGUCAUUGUGUCCUUCAGUUUUGCCCCCACUUUGAUGUUUGUAUGCAUUUUUAAUGAGUUUUGACAGAUGUUUCGUACAUUUCGUGACAUGCUUGUUAAUUUUUUUUAUUGUUACAACAACAUCAGUUACAAUAGACAAUGGAUUUUUUUUUCCUUGAUAAAGAUCUGAUGACUUCAGUUGUUUUGCAUGAAUAAAAGUUCCAUGCCAAGUAUGCCAUGCUA
This is a messenger RNA of Stegastes partitus (bicolor damselfish), 1364 nucleotides long. It is a transcript of the gene tsnax, whose product is annotated as translin-associated factor X. The coding region runs from base 251 to 1102 and encodes 283 amino acids. The transcript has 6 exons. Lineage: Eukaryota; Metazoa; Chordata; Actinopteri; Pomacentridae. Gene Ontology annotation, molecular function: sequence-specific DNA binding. The record is from RefSeq and is a predicted model, not a curated record.